AUGGAGCAGGAUAAACAAAGGGGUGCAGUCCCAGGAACAUUCUUCUGGCGUCCUCGUUUGGGUUUAGAUUUGUCCAUUCCAACUACAGAAGCUAACGCGAAAGUUGCCCUGCCUACGAGGGGCAAUGUACAAGCGGGGCUGGUGGUGAUGAUAGAUGGCUACCAAGUCGGCAUGACUGUGGUGGCACUCUCUGCUGGUAUUUCGGGGGCGAAGCCCUAUCCUCACCUUAACCCGGUGUCAGCUUACUUCUACACUAAUGCCUACCGGUGGGGACUUCGGCAUUUAAGUCUUAUUCCCUUCUGGAUUGGAGGCAACGGUGGCCAUUACUGCGACACACACAAAGUAUGGAGGCGCCGCUUUUAUUAUAUGGACGAAUUUAUGCCCGAGUGGAUGCGUAAAAUAUUCCCCUACGUCGAUCAGAAGGAAUGGAAACAGGAAGAGCUCGAGUUCCGACGCUUCAAGAAGUACGCCGAACCUGCUUUUGGUAAACACUAUCGGUUUCCAACCAAAGUAUUUAAUAAUUGGAAAUCACAAGAGACAAAAGAGACAGUGGAAGAGAACAUCGAUUCUUCUGCUUCGAUAUAAUUAUAAUUAUUUAAAUACAUAUUACAAAAUGGAUCCCCUCGCCCACAUUUGCAUGUAUAAAUAAGCGUGAAAACCUAAACACAGCAUCAAAUUUCACCAGAAAAGAAGGUAAGA
Molecule: messenger RNA, 699 nt
Organism: Pieris rapae (cabbage white)
Lineage: Eukaryota; Metazoa; Arthropoda; Insecta; Lepidoptera; Pieridae
Exons: 4
Coding region: 1-585 (194 amino acids)
Source: RefSeq, a predicted model, not a curated record